Messenger RNA from Fomitopsis serialis, 1730 nucleotides. Its product is annotated as TIP49 C-terminus-domain-containing protein. Gene Ontology annotation, molecular function: ATP binding; ATP hydrolysis activity; DNA helicase activity. Lineage: Eukaryota; Fungi; Basidiomycota; Agaricomycetes; Polyporales; Fomitopsidaceae. Gene Ontology annotation, cellular component: R2TP complex; NuA4 histone acetyltransferase complex; Ino80 complex. The transcript is spliced from 9 exons. The coding region runs from base 109 to 1530 and encodes 473 amino acids. The record is from RefSeq and is a predicted model, not a curated record. Gene Ontology annotation, biological process: chromatin remodeling; box C/D snoRNP assembly; regulation of transcription by RNA polymerase II.
AUACUAAGCUACAAUCGUCGGAGUUUCGAGUUGCAAAAUGCUGUCGCAGUGCGCGCUUCCAAUGCGCCUCCUCACGAACACGGUCAGGCUCAGAAUACAUUCACUGCCAUGUCGGCAUCGACGUCCUCCGCCCCUGUCGCACAUAAUGCGCUGCCUCCGCCUUCAACUAAUUCUGCGUCGCGCUCGUCGCGCAUCGCGCCACACUCGCACAUCAAGGGCCUUGGUCUCACUCCAGAAGGUACGGGCAGUGGGGAUGCAGCGGGCUUCAUUGGACAAGGCAACGCACGAGAGGCAUGUGGCGUCGUAGUCGAUCUCGUUAAGUCGCGCAAGUUUUCAGGACGCGCUCUGCUCCUGGCCGGUGCACCGGGGACAGGUAAAACGGCACUUGCUCUAGCCAUCUCUCAGGAGCUGGGUGCCAAAGUGCCCUUCUGCCCCAUGGUCGGGUCGGAGGUGUACUCGACGGAGGUGAAGAAGACGGAGGUGCUUGCGGAGGCCUUUCGGCGCGCCAUCGGCCUACGGAUAAAAGAAACCAAGGAAGUGUAUGAGGGCGAGGUCACCGAACUCACCCCUACGGAGUCCGAGAACCCUCUGAGCGGGUACGGAAAGACCGUCUCUCAUGUCAUCGUUGGGCUCAAGACAGUCAAGGGUACAAAGCAGCUUCGACUGGAUCCCAGCAUAUACGAGGCCAUUUUGAAGGAGAAAAUCGUAGUCGGAGACGUAAUCUAUGUCGAAGCUAAUACUGGCGCAGUGAAGCGAGUAGGACGUUCAGAUGCGUAUGCUUCUUCAUAUGAUCUCGAGUCCGAGACGUAUGUCCCACUGCCCAAGGGUGACGUGCACAAGCGGAAGGAGCUUGUGCAGGAUGUGACUCUCGGUGACCUCGACGCAGCAAAUGCACGACCCCAGGGUGGACAGGACAUCAUGAGCGUCAUGGGAAGCCUCGUGAAAAGCGGCCGAACGGAGGUCACCGAGAAGCUACGGAAGGAGGUUAACAAAGUUGUGAAGAGUUACGUGGAUCAGGGCGUGGCGGAAGUCGUGCCCGGUGUCGUCUUCAUCGACGAGGUGCACAUGCUCGAUAUCGAGUGCUUCACCUACCUUAACGCCCUGCUCGAAUCGCCGAUGGCACCGACAGUCGUCUUUGCAACGAAUCGCGGAAACUCCCUAGUGCGCGGAACCACAGACAUCGUCGCCCCUCACGGGAUCCCCAUUGAUCUGCUCGAUCGUUGUCUCAUCGUCAGGACAGAGCGCUACAACAAACCUGACAUCGCGAAGGUCGUCCAAUUGCGUGCUAAUGUCGAAGGGCUGCAGCUCGGACCCGGUGUGCUCGACAGGCUAGCAGAACGUGGCGACACAAGCUCACUCCGAUACGCGCUGCAGUUGCUCACGCCAGCGUCCAUCCUCGCUGGUCUGUCUGGCCGAAAACAGAUCGAGCUGGAGGACAUCAACGAGAUGGGCGAGCUUUUCUUGGACGCGAAGACGAGCGCGGAGGCGAUCGGUCCGUCAGGCGGCUUCGACGCUGACAAAACUGUGUAAUCGCGCCGAUCUGUCGUCGCGCUUCGACUGUUCUGUAUUUCUUGACUUGGACAGGGCCGAGGACAGGUCACCAAAAUGAAUUGCGGACCUUGUAGGACGGUCCACCGUGUUUGUACUAAUAUUGAAUGCAUGAGAUCCUCCAGGCCUGCAACGUGACCCUGUAUUGAAUUGCAUUGAAUGGCCUACGACCUUCGCAGACG